This is a messenger RNA of Vavraia culicis subsp. floridensis, 749 nucleotides long. RefSeq lists its product as uncharacterized. Bases 30 to 584 code for a protein of 184 amino acids. The record is from RefSeq and is a predicted model, not a curated record. The transcript has a single exon. NCBI's taxonomy places the organism in Eukaryota, Fungi, Microsporidia, Pleistophoridae. Gene Ontology annotation, molecular function: zinc ion binding; protein serine/threonine kinase activator activity; nucleic acid binding. Gene Ontology annotation, biological process: positive regulation of nuclear cell cycle DNA replication; regulation of cell cycle phase transition. Gene Ontology annotation, cellular component: nucleus; Dbf4-dependent protein kinase complex.
AAAAAAAGAAGGAACGAGCGAAAAUUAAAAUGUUAAAAAAGUACGUGAUUUUCUCAAAACCAUACAUCCUGAUUGAGGACAUUAAAGGAAAGCACCAGCCGUUCUAUAAGGAAUACGAGGACGGGAAGAUACCGUGCAUAGACCUGCACUCGCCUGUGCUGUGCUGUCCGUUCCUGAAGAACAAGCGGUUUAAGAGCACGAAGCGGCGCAAAGAACGAAAAGGGGGUUUCUGCGAAAUAUGCUAUCAGAAGUACGCGAGCUACGAUACGCAUGUCAGGGAGCGCACCCACCGCGAAUUUGCACUUGAUUCGAGGAAUUAUAAGGAUAUAGACGAUAUCAUAGACUCCUUUGCCAUCUCUAAUUUUGAUCCUGAUCUCUACUGCCCCGUUUCACCACUGUCCAGGAAGAGUGCGAGCCUGCCGAUCGAUUUGGAUGAGAGGGGCGAGCUGAUGGACUGGGAGGCCGGAAAGAUGCUGGAUACAAUUGUGUUUACGGAUGCGGGAGGAUCUGAGGAUGAGAAGGACAGACUGUGUAAAGCGGUAUACAAGGUUGAAAAUUUUAUUAACGAAUAUUUGAAUGAGUAGGGCGCGUAGCGGUAGAAAAGGAAGUAAAGUAUGUGCAAAAUUACGAGUUGCUGCCAGAUUGGCACUUUUACAGUUUUACGUGUUUUAGGCAGUUUUUCCGUUUUAUAUGUUUUUGCACGUGGCGCGGUAGCACGCCUGGUGAACAAAAAUACGUUUGCAAUGCGG